This is a messenger RNA of Odocoileus virginianus texanus, 584 nucleotides long. Lineage: Eukaryota; Metazoa; Chordata; Mammalia; Artiodactyla; Cervidae. The record is from RefSeq and is a predicted model, not a curated record.
GCCUCAUCUUCCCCAUGGCCUUCGUGCUCUCUCUACUGAUGGCCCUGGUGCUGGUCAGCUACGGCCCGGGAGGAUCCCUGGGCUGUGACCUGUCUCAGAACCACGUGCUGGCUGGCAGGAAGACCCUCAGGCUCCUGGGCCAAAUGAGGAGGCUCUCCCCUCGCUUCUGUCUGCAGGACAGAAUGGACUUCGCUUUCCCCCAGGAGAUGGUGGAGGGCGGCCAGCUGCAGGAGGCCCAGGCCGUCUCUGUGCUCCACGAGGUGCUCCAGCAGACCUUCAACCUCUUCCACACAGAGCGCUCCUCUGCUGCCUGGGACACCACCCUCCUGGAGCAGCUCCGCACUGGACUCCACCAGCAGCUGGACCACCUGGACGCCUGCCUGGGGCAGGAGCAGGGGCUGCAAGGGGCUCCCCUGCUCAAGGGGGACUCCAGCCUGGCUCUGAGGAAAUACUUCCACGGAGUCACUCUCUAUCUGCAAGAGAAGGGGCACAGCCCUUGUGCCUGGGAGGCUGUCAGAGCAGAAGUCAUGAGAGCCUUCUCUUCCUCAACAAACUUGCAGGAGAGAUUCCGGAGGAAGGACUGA